Molecule: messenger RNA, 945 nt
Organism: Talaromyces stipitatus ATCC 10500
Lineage: Eukaryota; Fungi; Ascomycota; Eurotiomycetes; Eurotiales; Trichocomaceae
Product: short-chain dehydrogenase, putative
Exons: 4
Coding region: 1-945 (314 amino acids)
Source: RefSeq, a predicted model, not a curated record
AUGCCCAACCUCGAACAGUUUGUGAACUUCGACCCGGAGAAGGAUAUUCCAAACCUUGAUGGAAAGGUUAUAUUUAUAACCGGAGGAACUUCUGGACUCGGAAGAGUUUCAGUAACCUCGCUUGCAAAGCACAAUCCAGCACAUAUCUACUUUACUGGUCGUAACCAUCAAGCGGCAGAGAAAUUGAUUCAUGAAGUGCAGAUAGAAAAGCCUUCGGUAAGAUUGACUUUUGUCAAAAUGGACAUGACAUCAUUGUCUUCCGUCAAGACAGCUUGCAAAGAAUUUAUACAUGAUAGACUGGAUGUUCUUAUGUGCAAUGCAGGUGUUAUGUUUAUUCCCGCCGGUGUCAGUUCAGACGGCUUUGAGCUUCAUUUUGCCAUCAAUCAUCUUGCCCAUGCAAUGAUCAUUCAAGAACUCUUACCAUUAAUGAAGAAGACUGCCAGUUUGCCGGGAUCGGAUGUACGUGUGCUGUGCCUGACGUCGACAGCUUGGAUGAGUCAUCCAAAGAAUGGUAUCACGUUCUCAACUCUUCGAACCCCACAGAAGGGGUUCAUGGGAUCAUCUUUCAGAUAUGGGCAAAGCAAGCUCGCAAAUAUCAUCUACGCGGCCGAACUCGCCCGCCAAUGUGCCAAUACAAAUAUCAAAUUUAUCUCUGUCCACCCAGGAGCUGUCAACACACACUUGACAACGUCAAUUCCUUGGCAUCUCAGAUUACUCACCACCAUUGUGCUAUUGUUCUUGGGAGUGACAUUUAUGGAAGAAGCCCAAGGUCGCCUAAGUCAGCUUUGGGCCGCGGCUGGUUGCACAAAAAAUGAAUUAGUAAAUGGAGGAUUUUACAUGCCUGUGGGAAGAUUGAGUAAUGAUAGGCUGGAUAAGACUGCUUUAAGUCCUGAACUGGCUCUGGAGUUGUGGGUUUAUACUCAAAAUAUCUUGAGUAAGUUUUAA